AUGACCUUGCGUCUCACCUCCGCUCCGGUAUCAGGUAUCAAAAAACGCAAAACCUCUGCUCCCAAACCCCGCGCGUCGCCUUUUGCCGGUCAUGCGCGCCGCAAACCUACAUCUGGCGGCCUAAAACCGCCUGCAGAUCUUGGUUCCGAUGAUCCGCUUCCAGAUAUAGGCGGAUCUCAUUUUAUAUCGAAGACUGCACCGGUGCAGAAUGUACUACAGGCCAUUCAAUAUAUCCGUGAUGGUAUGUUUGAAGAACUCCCGGCACGGGCGGGGAUGAACAGCACGCGCAUUGCGGAAGUCCUCAAUCUACGCCGAUCUUUGCCUCCGCUCGCCUCUGUGGCCCAUGUCCAUACCCUUUUAGAGGCACCGACACAGGUGGAAAGGGAAAUCGUCGAAAAUAUUCAAACGGGUCGGAUUCGGCGACUCAUUAUACCCGGUCGAGGCAAUGAUGCCGCAGGGCUGGGCGAUUGUUUGGUGCUAGCAGAGGAUUGGGACAAGCUGGUGCAGGAAAGUCCUGCAUUGGAACAACCGGUCAAGGAGAAAUUCCUUGAUAUUCUGAAACGUAUUGGGACUUCCUCGGCGAUAUCGCAGGGGGUCUUCACGACAGAUGAGUACAGGGCCUUGCUCCGGGCUGGGUUUAUUGUCUCCUCGUCUUCUUAUACACAGGGCACAUUAAGUAUUGCAUCACUUCCUAGUUUACCUCAAGUGGCGACUUCGUCAGCAAGUCGGAGCGAGUCUAUCUCGCAUUCCAAGCCCCCCGUGCAGUCAGCUGCCCAGGCUCGUGCAGCAACUCUGUUCUUGUCCCUUCCUAACACGGGCACAUAUCUCCGCUUGUUAGGAUCAGGUCGUGCACAUCUGCUCGCUCUUCUCCGGCGGUCCGCGUCUGGCGAAGCCCCUCUGGGUCUGUUGAAAGAUCGAUGGGAUGGAGCUGUUGAGACUGAGAAGAGUUUCCAUGUAGCCAAGCGAGCCCGUGGUGAGUUUGCAGGGGUCCUGCCGGGUAAAACUAGGAAAUGGAAAGAGCUAUAUGGGAUGCACUUUCGAUGGGUGCUUGAAGAAGCAUUAGGCGCGGGACUUGUGGAGAUGUUUGAGACUGGCAGCGUUGGACCUGGGAUCCGCUGUCUAUAG
Molecule: messenger RNA, 1125 nt
Organism: Penicillium crustosum
Lineage: Eukaryota; Fungi; Ascomycota; Eurotiomycetes; Eurotiales; Aspergillaceae
Product: Stk19 family serine/threonine-protein kinase
Exons: 2
Coding region: 1-1125 (374 amino acids)
Biological process (GO): positive regulation of Ras protein signal transduction; protein phosphorylation
Molecular function (GO): protein serine/threonine kinase activity
Source: RefSeq, a predicted model, not a curated record